GCUCCGAGUCCUUCAGCAAAACGCGCCCUGGUUCUGUCCUCUGACAUGUUCAUUCAUAUUCUCCACGGAAAAUCUCGCACAGUUUAAUACUACCGCCGGCCAAAUGCCCAUUUAUUAGUGGCGAUAGACUUACUGCAUAAAAACUAAUGCGGACGUCCGAACAUUCAAACUCAUCCAUCUCAGACGUUACGAAAGAGCCCGAUUUACAGGAAGCCAAAUUGGUUACAGAGGUAGGUUUUGACCAGGAAAAUGCCAAAGUGACUAUAGAUGAUCUCGAUGAGCGCAAGACCGUUCGUUACAUUGACAUUCGGAUUCUUCCUAUCCUCGCAGCCACUUAUGCUUUUUCGCUUAUCGACCGUAUUAAUUUGAGCUCGGCGUUUGUUUCCGGUAUGGCCAUUGACCUCAAACUCCAAGUUGGCAACCGGUACAGCAUCAUCGCGGUUCUAUACUUCGUUCCCUUUAUCCUAUUCCAGAUCCCCGCCAACGCAAUCUUGAGAAGGGUAGGCGUACGGAACUGGCUAUCAUUCAUCGUCAUCGCGUGGGGGGCAGUACAGCUGGCAAUGGGCUUUGUCAAGCAUUGGGGGUGGCUUGUUUUAUGUCGAGUCUUGAUCGGUUGUUUCGAGGCAGGAUUUGGUCCGGCUAUGGUGUUUAUCAUCUCGACCUGGUAUAAGCGGCAUGAAGUACACAAACGUCUUGCUUUAUUCUACCUUUCAUCCGGGAUGAUUAGCGGUUUUAGUCCCGUCCUAUCAUACGCGUUAAGUUUGUUGAAUGGGAAACAAAAUAUUACUGGAUGGUCUUGGAUAUUCAUUAUCGAAGGAGCCAUAACACUCGCUCUCGGGAUUUUGGUCUACUUCUUCAUACCCGAUUUCCCCGAUAAAAACACCUUUCUCACGAAAGCUCAAACCACUUUCGUUUUGCUCAGAGUCGAAGAAGAUCGGGGUGAUUCCAUUCCGGAUGGAAUCACCACCCGUAAGGUCUUCCAUCACCUCGGCGAUUGGACUAUCUGGAUCUAUGGAAUUAUGCUUGCGUGCUCCACACUGCCGGCUUACAUGCUAACGUUCUUCCUGCCGAUUAUCCUGAGAGGCAUGAACUUUACUACCGCCCAGAGCUUACUCCUUAGUUCGCCCCAGCUUGGAUUUGCGUUCUUGUCAGCCAUGUUCUUCGCGUGGAUCUCGGAUAGAUCGAAGCAUCGAGCGACGUUUAUUGCGAUUCAGUCGCUGCUGACCCUGAUCGGAUGUUCAAUGACCGCAUUUGCUGAGUCCACAGCCGCACGAUAUGCGGGGACAUUCUUCGCUACCGCUGGUGCAAUGGGAUGCAUCCCUUCUAUCCUGGCGUGGGGUGCGAACAACGUUGUAUCGCAUAGUAAACGGUCCGUUCAGUCUGCGGUCACUGUCGCAGGAAGUGGCGUAGGCGGGAUUAUUGCCAGUACGGUAUUCCGUCAACAAGAUUCUCCAGAAUAUAUUCCGGGUCUAUGGGUCACCAUCGGUGCCCAGAUUCUAUGUAUCGGUUUGGCGUUGAUGAUGUCUCUGCGAUUUUACCGCGUGAAUAGGUUGUGUAGGGAAGGCCGUCUCGUUGGUCCUCUCGAGGGUCGAGUCGGGUUUUUCUAUACUACUUGA
Marasmius oreades (fairy-ring Marasmius) is the source of this 1616-nucleotide messenger RNA. RefSeq lists its product as uncharacterized. Lineage: Eukaryota; Fungi; Basidiomycota; Agaricomycetes; Agaricales; Marasmiaceae. Gene Ontology annotation, biological process: transmembrane transport. Gene Ontology annotation, molecular function: transmembrane transporter activity. The coding region runs from base 147 to 1616 and encodes 489 amino acids. The transcript has 16 exons. The record is from RefSeq and is a predicted model, not a curated record. Gene Ontology annotation, cellular component: membrane.